Molecule: messenger RNA, 888 nt
Organism: Mycena indigotica
Lineage: Eukaryota; Fungi; Basidiomycota; Agaricomycetes; Agaricales; Mycenaceae
Exons: 10
Coding region: 1-888 (295 amino acids)
Source: RefSeq, a predicted model, not a curated record
AUGGUUCUGCCGCACUCAGGCACCAAUAUCAUCGUCCCCCUCGUCAAUGUUUUCCUCACACUGCAGCUCAUUGGUGCUUGCGGACUAGUCGCCAUCCUGCUUACUGCCAUCAUAUCGAAACGCGUCAAAAGAAAUGCGACCUGGUACAACUUUAUCGCCACCUGGAUCCUCUCCUGUCUCUCGUACACUUUCGUCUUCAUCAUUGGACAACAGUACACCCCAAAUUUUGGACCGUGUCUAGUCCAGGCGGGAGCAAUCUAUGGAGCACCCGUUGUGACGAGUUGCGCAACGCUUGCAUUCGCUGUUGAUAUGUUCCUUGGAGUGCGCGCGACAGCGAUCCAGAAGCCCAGCCAGCGUCGACGUUACCUCACGAUAUCGCUGGUCGUUCUGCCGUUUGCAAUUUGGCUGGGCUUUGUCCUGCCGUUGUGGGUGUUUGGUGCACAAAACCCCACUGAAGUCCGCAUAGGCCCGAAUGGAACAUAUUGUGAUUUCGAGUCCAAUAUUCCGUCGAAAGUCAGCAGCGCCAUUUCUGUUGUGUCGACUUUCUCCCUUCUCCUCAUCGAGGGCUACAUUGCUACCCGGCUGAUCAAAAACCGCAAUCUUCUGAAGGACAGACAAUUAGUCCGCAUGGCCGUGCGGGUUAUCCUGUUCAGUCUUCUUGGUGCUUUGAGUCUUGGAAUUGGUGUCGCCUAUGUCCUGUACUCAAUCCCAGGCUCCAGCUUCGACGUGAUCAUGUCGACCCUUCCCGUCGGUGGCUGCCUUAUAUUCGGGACGCAGGCCGACCUUCUUCGCGUGUGGAUGUUUUGGCGCCAUCCUGCAGCGACACCCGCCAUCCCGAAGGGCACGGAAAGCACCCAGUCAAUGGUCUCCAAACAGUAUGGGUCCUGA